GACAGUUCUCAUCCGUUGGAGUGACGGGACGCUCCUAAACCUUCGAGAUGACUCGUAACACCUCCGCCCUCCAUUUAUCGGCUGCGCUGCUGGUGGUCGUUGCCAUCGUGCGCCCAGGAGAUGGACUGCACUGUUAUAGGUGUCAUUCUCUCUUUGAUGAAACAUGUGACACCCAUCCAAAUAAGACUGAGAACUGUGAUUAUGUAACUGACUACUUCUUCAGUGAAGAUGUCCGGAUUAAAGCGAAACCUGUCUGCAUUAAGGUCAUUUAUAAAGAUAUUAUACACGGUGACGCGAAGUUGUUAUUGCGAAGAUGUAUACCAGAAACGUCUGAGGAGCCGAAUCCCUGUGAAGCUGUUUCCAGAGAGAAUCCACAAAACACUAUUAUAUACUGUGGCACGUGCGAAGGUGAUCUCUGCAACAACAGUAAUCGCUUUGCAGUGACUUUCCUGCUGUUGUUGCUUCCUUGCUUUAUCAGUCUCAUCCUUUCACACAUUCAUUAAAAUUGUUUGUACUUCAGGCUAAUACAAACAUGUUAGAAACACCUGUUCAUUGUUGUACAGUCAUUUACACAUAAAACUACAGCAAUUACGUGAGUUUAGCGCGAGAUGGCCGUGUAAAGUGAGCCUGUAUGCUAAUCUUUUAUUGAAAUUGUUAACUAUUCAAGUUGUAAGAAACUGCUGCUUGAUUAUUUCUCAGUGAUAUGUUUCCAUUGUCUUAUUACUUGUUACGUUCACAUUCUCUCUGAAUGUACCACUGCUAAUAUUCCUACCUAGCAUAACUUUUCGAUGAUGAUUGUAAUACUUGUACCUUACUUGUAAUCCACUGUGUAAGUUCUUGUUUGUGGGAUAUUUAGUACCAAUUCGUAAAGGGUAAGUAGGUUUUUUGCAUUUCAGUUAGAACUUAGCUGAAUGUCAGUUUAGAACAUAUCCCCUUACCCCAACGAUAUCACUGUCGUUGAAACUUUUUUUCUGUUUUGCAAGACAUGAAAAUUUAUGUUGAUGGUGAAAUUGUAGAAGUUUUAUAAAUUGCAACUCUAAUAUCAAUUUGUACCAUAACAAUUAAAUUAUGAUAAAUUGUACUAUAACUAUUGUAAUGUAAGCAUAUAUAAAUCUGUAAAUAAAUUUUUGAUGAAACUUCAUAGAAUACCCACUACCAUUCUAGUGGAGAAGAAGAGAGACGUCAUGGUAGCAACUCUAAUGUUAUCCUGUGCCUGAACAUACUCUAAUUCACAAAUCAGCAUGCCAAACUCAAUUUUUAAUGAAAAUCCUACAUUAAUUAAUGACUUGCAGUUCUCGAGUGAACUGUAACUACAUUAAGUUGCCGUCAUUCAGUACGUGGUGAUGUAGCCAAUCAAAGCAAGAGACCUAUCUCUCUACUAACUGUGCAUCUGAGAUUAGUUAUGAAACUGUGGCCUAAGUAAAAGAGCCAGGCCAAGAAAAUGUUUACUGGCUGUGCCACCCUAAAAACAAAGAUGUCAUUCAAUAACAAACCAUCCAACUCUCCUUCACUCAUCCAGUUUCAUGGAGAACAUGAAGAAGAACCGUCAGGGGCGUGGAUAGAAUGAAGAUUAACUUUAACCCUUGAAUGGACGAGUGUUUGGAAUGACAUUUAUUCAUGAUGGCCGCAUCUACAUCUACAGGGAUACUUUAGCAGAGGGUUCAUCGA
Molecule: messenger RNA, 1668 nt
Organism: Schistocerca americana (American grasshopper)
Lineage: Eukaryota; Metazoa; Arthropoda; Insecta; Orthoptera; Acrididae
Exons: 3
Coding region: 48-503 (151 amino acids)
Biological process (GO): sleep; regulation of synaptic transmission, cholinergic; positive regulation of voltage-gated potassium channel activity
Source: RefSeq, a predicted model, not a curated record